GAAAAAAAGACUCUCAUCUGGCAGAGGCAGACAAGGGAGGGAGGGGCAAAUUUUGCUGGAAGUAACAGUGGUGUCAGGCUGGGCUGUGGGAGGAAAAUUCUGGGACUGGCUGAUGGGGCUCAGACUGGUACGAGGUUGGUGGAUGAUCACAUGAUAACAAUCCAGUGGGUAGGAGCCUGGUUCAAACCCGCCAUUUUCCUGGAACUCCUGCUCCUUUUCGGCAGAGGAAGAAAGAGGAUUUGAACCCUGGGUGGCGACAGCUGUCCAAGUGACCGCCUGUAAAUUAGAAAAGCUUGGAGCAGCCCGUCCGCUCGGGGCUUUUCCUUCCUGGGUUUUCAGUUUACUUUUUCUUGUUUUUGGUUGUGUGUAUUUUUAUUUCUAACCUUUCUUCUUGAUUUGCUUGGCCGGGGUGGCUCCGUGAGAGGGAUUUAAACCCCCUCUGUGCGUGAAUCUGCUGCUGCCGAGGAGGGAAGAUGUCGGGACAGAGUAUCACGGACCGUAUUGCUGCGGCUCAGCACAGUGUCACCGGCUCGGCCGUCUCUAAAACCGUUUGUAAAGCCACCACACACGAGAUUAUGGGCCCCAAGAAGAAGCACCUAGAUUCAGCUGGCCUACUAUUUGGGAGUGCAGCUGGGUUUGGUGCUUACCAGAUCACUCAAGACCCCAAGAACAUGUGGUUGUCUUUAAAUCUCAUUCAGUGUACAAAUGAGAUGAAUGUAAACAUACCUCAGCUGGCAGAUAGCCUUUUUGAAAGAACUACAAAUAGUAGCUGGGUGGUGGUAUUCAAGUCUCUCAUCACAACUCAUCAAAUGAUGGUUUAUGGAAAUGAGCGUUUUAUUCAGUACCUAGCUUCAAGAAACACCUUGUUCAACCUGAACAAUUUUCUAGAUAAAAGUGGGUUGCAAGGAUACGACAUGUCUACUUUCAUCCGGCGCUAUAGUAGAUAUCUAAAUGAAAAAGCAGUCUCCUACAGACAGGUUGCUUUUGACUUCACAAAGGUGAAAAGAGGGGCUGAUGGAGUUAUGAGAACAAUGAGUACAGAGAAAUUGCUAAAGACUAUGCCCAUUAUACAGAAUCAAAUGGAUGCACUGCUGGACUUCAAUGUCAGUGCCAAUGAACUCACAAAUGGAGUGAUCAAUGCAGCUUUUAUGCUUCUGUUCAAAGAUGCCAUUAGACUUUUUGCAGCUUAUAAUGAAGGGAUCAUUAAUUUAUUGGAGAAAUACUUUGACAUGAAGAAAAACCAGUGCAAGGAGGCUCUUGAUAUAUACAAAAAGUUCCUUACUAGAAUGACAAGGAUCUCUGAAUUCCUCAAGGUUGCAGAACAAGUUGGAAUUGACAGGGGAGAUAUACCAGACCUUUCUCAGGCACCAAGUAGCCUCCUUGAUGCUUUAGAACAGCAUCUGGCUUCAUUGGAAGGCAAGAAAGUUAAAGACUCUUCGACAGCUGCUAGCAGAGCUACCACCCUUUCAAAUGCAGUCUCAUCACUUUCUAACACAGGCAUGUCACUCAGCCGAGUAGAUGAAAGAGAAAAACAAGCAGCUUUGGAGGAAGAGCAGGCCCGGUUGAAAGCACUCAAGGAACAGCGCUUGAGGGAACUUGCAAAAAAGUCCUAUCCAUCUUCUGCAACAACUGCCGCAUCACCCAGUUCAACCUCUGGUGGAAGUAUCAGCACAACUGUAGCCGUAGACCUCUUCUCAACACCUAGUUCUUCCAACAGCACUUCCAAAGUGCCAAAUGACUUGCUUGAUCUUCAGCCAACAUUUCAGCCAUCCAUGCAAUCUAUCUCAACGAUGGCUCCAGCAUCUAAUACAUGGGCAGAUCCUUUCUCCUCUUCUGGUGCUGGUGAUGAAGCCAUUCCAAGUUUAAAUCCUUUUCUUACGAAACCUGAUGAAGUUCUAAAUACCACUGUCGCCUUCUCAGAUGGUGUGACCUUUACUUCUAGGACGCAUAGCCAUGAAAUGUUUGAUCAUUUCAAUCCUUUUACUGAGCCAAGUUCUACAGUUGCCACAAAUUAUGAAUACACUCCUCGGAUUGACCGUAUUGUCGCAGAUUCCUUCUGUGGUCCUCCAGCCUAUUCUAAUGCUUCCCAGUUUAGAAUUGAGCCCUCUGCUGUAGCUGGUCUAUUCACAGGGUUCAAUCCCUCGCCAGCUACUCAGGCACCAUCAUCAACAAGCCUUAAUGUUGACUUUGAGUCCGUAUUUGGGACUAAAUCAACUUCCACAACCAACAGCAUCAUUGAUUCUGGUGACUUUGAUGGAUUAGGUGGACUCUUGAAACCAACAAUAGCUUUGCAGAAUCAGUCUCAGCCACUUGCAAAGCAGCAACCAGGCAAGCUUGUAGGAGAAGAUUUGGAUUCAUCAUUGGCCAACCUGGUAGGCAACCUGGGAAUUGGAAAUGGAUCCACAAAAAAAAGUGAUCUUCAUUGGAACCAGCCUGGGGAAAAGAAGUUGACUGGAGGAACCAACUGGCAGCCGAAGCUUGCUCCGACUACCACCUGGAAUCCUGCUACAAUGGCACCCCCGAUAAUGGCUUACCCAGCGACAACACCGACAGCAGUGAUGGGAUAUGGCAUGCCACCUGCAAUCGGAACUAUGCCUAUGAUGACACAACAAACAAUGAUGUACACUCAACCAGCCAUGAGACCAUCAAACCCUUUCAGUUCUGUACCUGGAGCGCAGUUGCCUACAGCCUCAAGUCCUUCUAAUCAAAGUCCUCCUAGAGCCCCCGGAAAGGAUCCGUUUGCAGAGCUCUCUCUCAAGGAUUUCUUGUAGAACAGACAAGAUACACUUUAUGUAAUGGCAUCAAACGGAACCAUUCUGAGAAGAUAAGUGCUAAGCAGCAAAUUUUAUUCUUCUUGCAAAAUACUCGCUGUUUGUGAAACUAUCUUCCAUAAGGAUGUUCUCAAUGUGGAUAAUAACAAGAUUGCAGAAUGACCAAGGUGAAAGGUUUAUUGGAAAACAUGAUGUAUCAACCUAAGCAGCAAGUGGAAAGACUUGUAUUGAUUGGCUGACGACUGAUUCAGUCAUGAUUUUAUAUUGUUCCAACCAGUAAUGCCAUACAGAACAUCAAAUAGUUAUGUUCUCAUGCUGAGUGUAACAUUGAUUUAGAAUUGACAGCUUGAAGAAUGAUAAGUUUAUGGCUAACAGCUGCUGGAUUGUAAAUUUUGAGGAUUUGGUAGGGUAUUCUUUGAAAAGCAGCAGUAAAUUAUGUAACUUUUGUAUGUACACCAAGCAUCAGUUUUUCUUUCUCUCUCUUUCACUUGCACAGAAUAAUCAUGCUAAAAUUAUCAAUUUGGAAUUUUACUUUUUAUUCAAGUUUGCAGUAGACAUUCCUUGUGUACUAUGUUUAUAUUUAUUUAUGACUGUCAGAUUAAGUAACAACAUUGCAUCGGAUGCUUUGUGAGGAUUAAUAUGAAUGUGCAGGCUUCAUCAGGUUAGAUGAAAACAUGAGUUUGAAUGGAAAAUGCUGUUAUUUGAAAGAUGAAGCACUAAAUAUUCUGUAACUCAGUUUACUUACCCUUGUACAAUUAUUUGUAGGCAGAUUCUCAAUCCUGCAUUUGUAUGGAAUUUAGAAUGAAUAUUGUAUUAAUCAAUGUAGUUAAUUCUGUGCCUAGGAUUUUGCAAUGGAACAGUUAUUGACUUGCAAACUACUACUUUUGUAUUUUGGCAUUAGCAUAAUUGGGAGGGCCUUUCUAUGCUCAGCACGUCAUUAUUUUACAUCAAAGUUUAAUGCUGCCUUUCCUGACUAGAAUGUAAAGAAUUGCCUUCAGUUCACGAAGAUCCUCUACCUCCAUAGGACUCCAAAUCAUAUGCAGAUCUCAGAACACUUAAAAUGUUUGUUUAAAUGUCCACUCAUGGUGUCUUCACUUGGUUGGUUCUAAGAAGACUUGUUUACACAAAGUUGGAAAUGAGGGAAUAGUUUCUGUGUAGAAUUUUUUUAAAAAGUAAAGCAAGAUAAAAUGUAACGCAAGGCACUGUUGAUCGGUGCUCACUGUAUAUAACAAACUCUGUUUGCAUCACUGAUGUGAAGGAUAGCUUGAGCUUAAGGCAAUUCAGUACACAAACUUUGCAAAAUUUCACUGCAUUGUCUUUGCAGAAUAUAUUUUGUUUAAAUGAAAAAAAAAUGUAUGUUAGGGGAAAAUUUGGUGGAUUUUCAAAUAAAGAGCAGCUUUCACUGACAUUUUGUUACCAAUUAGGUCCAAGUUACAUCUCUUGAUUCCAAUAGAUCCUGUGCGUGGAUAUAAUAAUUCUGCAUUAUUUAAUUUAAAAAAAACAAGCAUUUGUAGGUAAGCUGUUAUGUCACAUUGAUCUUUUUCAUCAAUGGAAAGGCUUUGUUGCCGGACAUUAUCUGACCAUUUGAACAGAUCUUCAAAAGUUUUAACUCUUCGCGGUAAAGUUGCUCAGGAUUCAUCGGAAAAAAUGGAUAUCAGUAAUGUCAAUGAUUCUAUUUGUUUAUUGUGUAAUCUCUCCUUUUUUUAAAAAAAAUGUGCACUUGUGUUUGCCACAAAUGUCAGAUGUCAAUUGAUAUUGAUUUAACUGAAAUGAAAAAAAUGUUACGGUAAAAAUUUCAACUUAAAAUACUGUCUUGAAAUCACUUAAGACAGUUGUACAAAAAUGUUGCCUUCUUUACGUUGUGACUUCUGGACAUAUCUUGGGGCACUGCUUCAAGACAAUUGGGCUAUGAAUCUUUCAAAGAAUAAGGCAUGGCCAACUAAUCUCACUGAAUUUUGUAAAACCACUAAUCUGGUGAAAGGGUAAUUUCGUGAAUAUUGCCUACCUGGGGAUACAAAUGGAAUUUGAUAAGGUUGAGUACAAAAUUAGUACCAAUAAUAAGAGUACAGUGAUUGGAGUUCACCUCGCAGCAUAGAUUAUUAAUUAGCUGGUUGGUAUGAUUCACAGAAAUUAAAAUGGUUUAUUUGUGGCAUAGUGUGAUGUGGUGUUUCAUAAUGAUCUACACUGAGGCCUCCCUUUUGUGCCUUAGAUGAGGGCAUAGGAAGUUCUGUAUCUGGUUUGCAAAUGACAUGAAGUUAAGUGGUAUGAUAACUUUGAGAGGAAAGCAGGAUAUUAUGUUGUUACAUCAUUUUGUCAAUUCUGUGGCAUUUGUUUGAGAGAGCCCAUCCAGUUUGGAUUGAAUCAAGGUAAAUCCACAAUAUUUUGCUGACAAUUGAGGAGCGAAAUGAUUGAAUGUUCAUGCGCAUAACUUACCAUAUGUUAAUACUCUGUACAAAAGGUAACAAGGCGAUUAGAAUGUUGGCUUUAAUCUCACAAGGAGUGAGAUUUGUAUCAGUUGCACAGAAACUUGUUUAGACUCUUGUAGGGUGCAGCAUUUGUUUGUGAGAACAAACCAGUGUAAGACCUUGGGAGGGAAUUAUGCAUAGAUAUGCCAGAAUGGUACAGAAUUUAAAGGGCUAUGUUGAGGGUGAGAUGCAGAAACGUGGAUUGUAUUGCAUUGAGUUAAUGUAUUGAGGCGUAAUUUAUAAAGAGAUUUCAGUAGGGCAGUUAUAGACAAACUGUUUUCUCUAUGUGGGGACUUGAAUGCAAUUUCAAAGAUGUGAAAUUCCAGCUAAGCCAUUGAGAAGUGAAGGUAGGAAAUAGGUUUUACGUUCAAAUUUAGUGAAAUUUAGUUUCCUUCUGCAAAAGGGUACAGAUGUUCGGUCAAUUAAAUUUUUCAAGACUAAAGUCAGUAAGUAUUUACUCAGGUUAUGAAAGAUGGUUAAAUGGAGUUGGGCCCAGAUCAGUGAUAACAGAAAUGAUCAAGGUGUUUACAUUACUACAGUACCCCUUCCUCCCAUCUCCCUUUUAUCUUACUUUUCUCACCUCUUCUCACUCCUCAAGCUGCAGUUUAAUAGCCUGCAGCCAGAGAAUCAUCUGUGUUGCCACAGUUUGACUUUGGAGUAACUUGUUGACAAUUUAGUUAAAUUUUACUCCUUGUGAGUUGGAAACUGACAGUGAAAAGGUAUUAGAGAUAAUAGGCACUGCAGAUGCUGGCGAAUCUGAGAUAACAAGAUGUAGAGCUGGAUGAACACAGCAGGCCAAGUAGCAUCAGAGGAGCCUGCUUGGUUUGCUGUGUUCAUCCAGUUCUACACCUUUGUUAUAUCAGUGAAAAGAUAUUUCCCAGAAGUGUAAGCAAGUCACACGUAUGGAUAAAAUUUGAUGCUUUGCAUGUGACAUUGCUGACUGAUUUGACAUAUAUUAUGCUUAGUUCUAAAGAAUAGUAAAUUUUUUGAUCAAAUCUGCAUUAGACUCUUUCUUUGUUUAAACAUUUACUCCAGUUUGUCCUACUCCCUGGCAGAACACAGAUGAAAUACUAUCCAACAACCAAUAACAAGACUUCUUGUUAACACAUGGGGAAAUGUUUUGUUUUUUGUUGUUUUCCCAUUCAUGGUAUAUUCCUGUGUAAUUUUGGCAACACAAUUUCACAUCAGACUUUGUAAAUGCUUGCUUGUAAUACUGAUGUCCAAAUUCUCCAGACAAGCAGACUGAUUACUGAAGUAACAUUAUGGUCUUCCAGACUUCAGUGCUGCUUAUUGCUUGUCAACUAUUUGCACAUCUGUGGAUGUUAGUGUGUAUGGCACUAAUAGAGUGAAACUUGACUCUGAACUAUUCCCUAAUUUUCUAUAUUGGGUUAAUUAUUGAUAAAACAGAUGCACAAAAUUCCCCUCUCAAAAUUCUGCCCUGGCACAAAUUCAAAAUCAGCUGAUCUAACUUAGCAAGUUGAGACGGUCAGGUCUCCUAUCCCGUAAUCAAUUUGAAAUUAAGAUUCUUAUUGCUCAAUAUUUUCAAUUCAAGCCACAGCAUCCUGUCAAUACUCCAGCUGAAAAUUGAAAUGGAGAAUUGAAAAUGCAAUUUUCAAUUUGCAAUUAGCUCUCUUGCCAAAACAUCAUGUUUCAUUGGAGGUUGAAAAUGCUUUGUUGGCAGAUAUGAGUUAAAUUAAGUCAGAAAGACUAUGUAAGUGCUCAAAGAAGAAACACCUUGACUGCCUAAAUCAAUGUGGAGAUGAGUGAAAUAAUUCCAUGGUUUUGAAGUGUCUUAAAUUCUUAAUAUUUACUCAAAAUUUAAAGUCAUUGUCUGAUUUUUGUGCUGUUUUAGACUAAACACUUUAUUGAAUUAGCAGCAAAAUCUUUGUGAUCUUGUGGUCAAAUCUGAAUGGCAGGUGGCAGUUGACAGUUGCUAUCAUCUUAAAAUUGCCUGGUGCCUAACUUGUUUAUCAAUCUCCCAAAGAUGGAAGAUACAGAUACAUUGCACAAAACUCUGAUUUAGUUUGUGGUUCUGAUAAAGGAGAGAAUAAAGUGUUUUGGGAUGAUGGUAAUAAUUAAAACAUUUGACUUUGACUAUAAAAUGUUGGGAGCUAAUUGAACAAGCUUAUGAACAAAAUAGAAAAUGCUGGAAAUAUUCAGAUCAAACAGCAGUUGUGUUCAACCAAUAACAUUUCAGAGUGAUUACCUUUCUCCAAAAUUUUAAAAGUAGCACCAUUGGGUUAUACAGCUUUAAUAAUUGUUAGGUGCAGUAAAGGUAAUAAGAGGCUCUCCUUUGUAAAUCAUAAGAUUUUGACACAUUCUUCUUGAGCACAGUGUGUAUGUUUGAACAUGGCAUUAUUUUGAUGCGCUUCAGAGGAAUCAAUUCGUGCUUGGUGUAUGAUUCCACUGGGUAUUGUUGCCGUUUUAGUAUUUUAAUCAGUCAUUCUUCGUGUAUGAGCGAAGUGCGAAUUCUGACAGACAACUCGAACAUGAGGCAUCAUAUCCAAGCCUAAUGUUGCUCUCUUAUAUUUAUACUCCUAUUUACUCCCAAAGCUCAUGAAAUUACAGUUGAAUACAAUUAUACUUCCUCCUUUGACUUCCCAAGCUAAAAUUGGAAGAGUUCCUUGAACUCUUGAUCUCUUCAUUCAUUUCCUUAACAAUAGUCUCCUACUGCAUAAAAGGCCUUUUCUGUAGAUUAUACAGUACUAAUGAGACACUUAUCAAUAACCAAAGUGAAGGGAUAAUAAGAACACGUUUAAGCACCCCAAUUGAACAUAUAUGAAAUAGUACAUUUAGAACCCAGGAGGAUAUGCUGACCAGUUAAAUUGUUUCUAUAUUCACUGUAUCAAUCCUGUUAGCAUAUAAGAACCAUUCUGAUCCAUGUUGACAAUGCAGCUUUGUGAUCUUAAUCCAACCUCAAACUGCUACAGAUCACUGUAAAUGAAAAAUCAAAUCAUACAUUCUGCCUUUUCAAUAAGAAAGCAAUAUUCUUUGGCAUGCGUCUGAGAGAGAUUCUAAUAUGCUAUAUAAAUACAUAUUUGAUCUUUUUGUACAUGAUUGUGUCCUUACUCUGUUUUAUCCUGUCACAAAGGAGGAAGUUUGAUGAAUACGGAAGCAGUGCACUAUUCAACUCGAUGUAUUUUUCACAUCCUUAAAGUGGAAAUACUUUAGCAUGCACUGGGUUUGGAUUAUUGCCUUAAAUCUCACUGUAUCCAUUAGCCAUUUUGAAAUGUACACUAUAAAUUCUUUACUGAAUAUAAAAAUUGCAUUGUAAUUGAAAUUUGGAUGCAGAUUUCUCAUACUUUUGCAUCACUGUGGAUUUACAAAAAAAAAUAAAGCCAGACAUGUUUCCUAA
Messenger RNA from Stegostoma tigrinum, 8591 nucleotides. It is a transcript of the gene picalma, whose product is annotated as phosphatidylinositol binding clathrin assembly protein a. NCBI's taxonomy places the organism in Eukaryota, Metazoa, Chordata, Chondrichthyes, Orectolobiformes, Stegostomatidae. Bases 474 to 2771 code for a protein of 765 amino acids. Gene Ontology annotation, molecular function: SNARE binding; clathrin heavy chain binding; 1-phosphatidylinositol binding. The record is from RefSeq and is a predicted model, not a curated record. Gene Ontology annotation, cellular component: extrinsic component of presynaptic endocytic zone membrane; clathrin-coated vesicle; clathrin-coated pit. The transcript has 24 exons. Gene Ontology annotation, biological process: synaptic vesicle budding from presynaptic endocytic zone membrane; clathrin-dependent endocytosis; clathrin coat assembly.